Molecule: messenger RNA, 2335 nt
Organism: Phlebotomus papatasi
Lineage: Eukaryota; Metazoa; Arthropoda; Insecta; Diptera; Psychodidae
Gene: moody
Product: G-protein coupled receptor moody
Exons: 5
Coding region: 841-2028 (395 amino acids)
Biological process (GO): G protein-coupled receptor signaling pathway
Cellular component (GO): membrane
Molecular function (GO): G protein-coupled receptor activity
Source: RefSeq, a predicted model, not a curated record
CAAUACCCAGAUCGCGAGAUGACGAUUCGUAGUACAAAUAGUGAAUCAUCCGGCAAAAGUGCGGAACACAAUGAAUGAGGGAGACCAUCUCUCAAUGAGAAUUAGUAAUUCAGAUACCAUUCAGCACUCGAUAGCUCUUGAUCUGUACUGCAAAAAUUGUUCCCGGAUACCACCUUAUUUAAUUUGGCACAGUGAUCUUUCCCACGAAAAGUGAAAGAAUAUUGUUAUCAGUGUUGUGUAAUCGUGCGAUAGAAACGACUUGUUUUUAGCGUGAAAGACUCUUUAUUUAAUGAAGACUUAAAAUUCAGUGGAAAUUCGUUUGAGUUUGAGAAUGAGAAUAACGCCUUACAAAUGCAAUGUUAACUGAUAACGACUUAUAUUCAGACAAAUAUUGAUAUUUUUCAAUAAAAAAAAUACCUUCGCAUCGAUAUGAGAGUUACACUGUAACGACGAUUAGUGUAAGUUUUCACUUCUAAACGAAAUGAUUAUCAAAAGUUUUCCCUCUACAAAUUAAGAAAUAAAUUUAAUUAAAUAAAAAAAAAUAUCAAUUUCUUCUCUAAAAAAAUCCACCCUGUAGUGUUAGCCUAAAACAGUCUCUUGGUGAAUCGAUGGUGAAGUUGAAAAAUGUGAAUUAGUUUCAAUUAAAUUCAAUUAGAAAUUGACCGGAGGGUUAAUAAUCAUGCUGCCCAUUUGUGCUGUAUGCAUGGAGUUCUGAUGAGAUAGAUGAGGGAAUAUUUGUGCGGGAGAGAAUAUGAUGGAGAUGUGAUCUCCCUCCCUAAACUCUAAAGGAAAUUCCGGAGAAAAAUUUAGCCAAUAAGCAGUGUGGUCAGAAGACCAGGGAUGAAUGACAGCAUUUUGGAAUCUCCAGACUCCCCCGAGGGAGAAUUUACGCGAUUCUCCAGGACACUCCUGACACUAGGGGCUGUUUUCACAAUCAUCAUCCUCGUUGUUGGGGUAUUUGGAAAUUUACUAACAAUCAUCUCACUCAUAAGAUGUCCCAAAGUGAGGAAUAUUGCAGCAUCAUUUAUUAUCAGCUUGUGUCUGGCUGACUUCAUCUUCUGUAUCUUCGUCUUGCCAUUCAACGCCAUCCGUUUUAUUCACGGCUCUUGGCGUCUCGGUGAUCUGCUAUGCAAAUUAGUGCCAUUUGUGCAAUACGGCAGCAUAGGUGUUUCCCUCCUCAGCAUCGCCAUGAUAACAGUCAAUCGGUACGUGAUGAUAGUGCACCACAGUGCCUAUGCACAGGUGUAUCGAAGGCAUUGGAUUGUGGCUAUGAUUCUAUUCUGCUGGCUCUUCUCCUACGGCAUGCAAGUUCCCACUUUGCUGGGAGUCUGGGGAGCCUUCGGAUACGACAGUAAACUUGGCACUUGUUCCAUACUCAAAGACGAAUAUGGACGAAGCAGUAAGACACCACUUUUCGUGAUUGCCUUUGUUAUUCCUUGCCUCCUCAUUGUUCUGUGCUACACGAGGAUCUUCUGGGUGGUACAUAAGUCCGAAAUGCGGAUGAAACAGCAUGCCUCUGUAGCCAAUGCCGUGCCAAAUAAUCUCAGACCUGCUGCACCUAGUAGAGCAGUUUCUGCGGAUGUUCAAACAGUGGACAAUGGAAGUCCUGCCCGGGCAGUAUCUACAGCACCCCAACCAGUUCGCAUUAAAAAUCAGCGAGAUAUCAAGGCGCGGAGAAAUGAAUGGAAGAUAACAAAGAUGGUGCUAGCGAUCUUCAUCUCCUUCAUUGCGUGCUAUCUUCCCAUCACGGUGAUCAAGAUAGCUGAUAAGGAUGUAGCCCAUCCGGCAGCUCAUGUCUUCGGUUAUGUGAUGCUGUACCUGUCCGCUUGCAUCAAUCCCAUCAUCUAUGUGAUAAUGAACAAACAGUACCGACAGGCCUACAAAACGGUCCUGCUCUGUCGCUCAACAUCAAUGCUCACACCAAAGACUCCUCGCACGAGUGGCGGUAACAGUGAGAAAUGGAAGGACGCCGCAUUCAGCUACAAUCUCAAUCGUACCCAGGUUUUGGAAGUGUCCAUGGCCGAAUAGCGGCUGGCAUCCCCUUGACCGCGGCCGCAUCCACGGCACUGCAGUGGAACUAUAGCAAAUAAAUCAUUUGACCACGCAACUUCCAAUCACUUUCCCCAACACCCACCACCAAGCAAUAAACAAGGCACUGAUAUUAGCUAUUAGGAUGAGAAUGAGGAUUUUACUAAAGGAUAUUAUUUGAUUUACAUUGUGAAUUUAAAUGCGCAUGUGAAUGUCCAGGACAGUGGAAGUGGACAGUGUUUGGGACACAACGUUCCCAUUGACGACCAAUCAUAAUUUGAAAUAUAUUUUGUGGUAAGCGUAAGAA